Penicillium cataractarum is the source of this 1173-nucleotide messenger RNA. RefSeq names its product MFS general substrate transporter. NCBI's taxonomy places the organism in Eukaryota, Fungi, Ascomycota, Eurotiomycetes, Eurotiales, Aspergillaceae. The transcript is spliced from 3 exons. Bases 1 to 1173 code for a protein of 390 amino acids. The record is from RefSeq and is a predicted model, not a curated record. Gene Ontology annotation, biological process: transmembrane transport. Gene Ontology annotation, molecular function: transmembrane transporter activity. Gene Ontology annotation, cellular component: membrane.
AUGCAGAAGUUACCCGUGUCGAAAUGGCUGUCUGCGAAUCUUUUUCUUUGGGGUGGAAUCACCAUGGCCUUAGCUGGCUGUGGUGGGUUCAAGUCAUUCCUCGCACUGCGCUUCUUGAUCGGCGCCCUAGAAUCGUGUUCGACACCUGCCUACCUUUUGAUCACCGCAACUUGGUAUACUGUUGAAGAGCAGCCAGUCAGAAUUGGAUGGUGGUCAACCUUCCUUGGCGUUGCCAAUUCAUUCGGUGGCCUGUUGGCCUAUGCCGUGGGUCACAUCGAAGGGUCAUUGGAAUCAUGGCGAUACCAAUUCAUCUUUAUUGGCGCCAUCUCGUGCGCUUGGGCUAUCUUCAUGGCAUUCACGUUGGCUGAGCGUCCCUCAACAGCGUCAUGGCUGAAGGAAGACGAGAAGCAAGUCGCUAUUAGGCGCCUAGGACCAAGACACCACGGUUCCAAUUUCCAUGACAUCAAGAAGUACCAAAUUAAGGAAGCUGUGUUAGAUCCCAAGACCUGGCUUUUCUUCCUUUGUGGUGUGGCAACCCAGGUGGUCAACGGUGCCGCCAGCAACUUCGGCAGCCUGAUCAUCCAGGGAUUUGGCUAUUCCAAUCUAGUGACAACUCUGUUCCAGAUACCAUACGGAAUGGUAAUUCUGGUAUCCAAUGUUUCUGCAAUGUAUUUGCAACGGUGGCUACCAGGCCAGAAGCGAUGCUUCGUUGCCGUGCUUUAUGUGUGUCCGGCUCUAGCCGGUGCAGUUGGGAUCCACGCCAUUCCACGCGAUCACAAAGUUGCACUUCUAUUAACGAGUACCUAUACGGCCUCCUUCGCGAUGAUCAUGUCCCUCAUCACAGCCAAUACUGGUGGCUCCACAAAACGGUCUAUUGUCAACGGCGUGUUCUUCAUCUCCUAUUGCGUGGGUAAUAUAAUCGGCCCUUUCUCGUUCAAGAGCAACGAGGCCCCCAAAUACACAUCAGGAAUCGUGGCUAUGCUGGUAGCGUACUGUGUUGAGAUCUUCUUGCUUCUAGCAUUUGCGGCCUAUGCUGCCAUGUUGAACAACACCAAAGACAAGGUUCUCAUGGAAGAGGGACUCAGCUUGGAGAAUGCCGUUUAUCAACCCAUGGAAGAGAUUCCAGUGGACCAGACUGACAAGGAAGACAUCUACUUCCGUUACUCAUACUAG